AGUCAUUUUGAUAAUUUCAAUAGUGACUCACCAAAGGCCCCUCAGAGACAGAAAAAUUUGAAGAGAGAAUCUCCUAUUAAAAAGGAGAUUGAUGAAGACAAUGCUGCUGCUGAUGACGAAAGUGAAGAGGAAUGGGAGGAUGUGGAAGAACUCCAGGAACCUGCCAUGGAUAAGUCAGAAGAUAAUGUUGUUCCAGCAGUGGUGCUGCCAAACAAACCAGUUGAGAUAGAGAUUGAAACUCCAGAGCAGGCAAAGAAAAGAGAGAGACGAGAAAAAAGAAAAGCCGAGUUUGAGGUGUAUCUUCGGAGAAUGAUGAAACGUUUCAACAAGGAGGUUCGUGAGGACACGCAUAAGGUUCAUCUGCUGUGUUUAUUAGCAAACGGUUUCUAUAGGAACAGAACCUGUAACCAGCCAGAUCUUCUUGCUAUCGGUCUGUCCAUCAUCCCCACACACUUCACAAAAAUGCCUGCAGGCCAAGUGGACCUUCUCUGUCUCUCCAACUUGGUGAAAUGGUUUGUGGGAACUUUCACUGUCAAUGAUGAGCUUUCAUUUGAAAAAGGAGAGCCCCUUCAGGCUACCUUGGAGAGGCGCUUUGCCAUCUAUGCUGCAAGAGAUAAUGAAGAACUGGUUCAUAUAUUUUUAAUUAUUCUCCGAGCAUUACAGCUGCUGUGCCGUCUUGUGCUGUCUCUUCAGCCCAUUCCUCUCAAGGAGACAAAAGCAAAGGGGAAAGGCUCAUCCAAGAGGCAGUCUCUCAGCAGCACCUCUGAGGGGCAGGAGAGCUCAGCCACGACACCCAAAGCUGCGGCACAAAAAGGCUUCUGCAGAAAAGCCAAGCGGAAUGAGAAAUCCUCUGGAAGUGAAGACGACAACCCGGAGCUGAAGAAACCGAGCACUGCUCGGACCAAAAGGCCAUGCAGGUCAAAGCUGACUACAGGAAGCCAGGAGCAGCAGGAACCUAGUAAUGAGGACUCCAGUCCAGGGGAAAAAGAUAGGCCAGUCAGACCCAAAAAUGAUCGCCGGAGACGAGUGGCCUCCAAAGUGUGCUACAAAGAAGAGAGUGGAAGUGAUGAGGACAGUGUUUCUGACUUUGAGGCUUCAGAGGAGAGCAGUCUUUCCGAUGAGGAUUUUGAAACUCUACCUAAAAAGCAGAGGAGGUCAUUGGGCUCCCAGAAGUCAAAGGUAAAAGCUGAUAAAAACCCAAAACCUAAGACUUCAGAAUUGAGGCUAUCCAAAAAUUCACAAGAAGCUGAGCCUAGACCAGCAAAAAACACAGCUGCAGCCUUGCCUAAUGCACAGAAAAAGAGAAGCAAAAUAAUUUCUAGUGACGAGGAUGAAGGAGAGCAGGAGCUGAGGAAAACGAUGGGCACAGACCAGUGGCUGGAGGUUUUCCUUGAACGUGAGGACAAGUGGGUGUGUGUAGACUGUGUUCAUGGUAGUGUUGGCCAGCCCCAGCUGUGCUUCAAGAAUGCCACAAAGCCACUUUCCUACAUUGUGGGGAUUGACAAUGAUGGGAGCGUCAAGGAUGUGACACAAAGAUACGACCCAGUGUGGAUGACCGUGACGAGGAAGAGCCGUGUGGACUCGGGGUGGUGGAAAGACACCCUGAAGCCGUAUGAAAGUCCCUUUGUGGAAAGAGACAAGAAGGAGGAAAGGGAGUUUCAAGUUAAGCUUCAAGACCAGCCUCUGCCAACAGCAAUUGGAGAGUACAAAAAUCACCCCCUUUAUGCACUCAAGAGGCACCUCCUGAAAUAUGAGGCCAUCUAUCCCGAGUCCGCGGUUAUCCUGGGAUACUGCAGGGGAGAGGCUGUCUACUCCAGAGACUGUGUGCACACGCUGCACUCCAAGGACACUUGGCUGAAGCAGGCUCGGGUGGUGAGGAUUGGAGAAGUGCCCUACAAGAUGGUGAAGGGCUUUUCCAACCAGGCGAGGAAGGCGCGCCUGGCAGAGCCUGCCAACCGCGACAAGGAGGACCUGGCCCUCUUCGGCCUCUGGCAGACUGAGGAGUUCCAGCCACCCGUGGCGGUGGAUGGGAAGGUUCCCCGGAACGAGUACGGAAACGUCUAUCUCUUCUUGCCGUCCAUGUUACCGGUGGGCUGCGUGCAGCUCAGGCUCCCCAACCUCAACAGAGUGGCGCGGAAGCUGGACAUCGACUGUGCUCAAGCCAUCACUGGAUUCGAUUUUCACGGAGGCUACUCACACCCCGUCACUGAUGGCUACGUUGUUUGUGAGGAAUAUAAAGAGGUGCUUAUUGCUGCCUGGGAGAACGAACAAGCAGAAAUAGAGAAGAAGGAGAAGGAGAAACGUGAGAAAAGAGCUUUGGGGAACUGGAAGUUGCUGACAAAGGGACUUCUCAUCCGAGAGAGACUGAAGCAACGCUACUGCAUCAAGACUGAGCUGUCAGCACCUGAGGCAGAGAAAAGAGCCAGAUUCUCCUCUGAUGAAGAAGGAGGUCCAAGUUCAGAGACUGCAGCAGGGGACUUGGCUGUUUCUUGGCCCCAAAAUCGCCAAGCAGAGAAGCAGAAGGAAGAGAAGACAACCAGGAAGAGCAAGCGGGAAAAGAAAGGAGAAGCAGCCCACUUGUUUCCCUUUGAGAAGCUGUGAGCAGCACAAGCUUUUCUCUGCUGUUUCCAGCUGCCAGGAGGCUGGUGUUACAA
Molecule: messenger RNA, 2654 nt
Organism: Tinamus guttatus (white-throated tinamou)
Lineage: Eukaryota; Metazoa; Chordata; Aves; Tinamiformes; Tinamidae
Source: RefSeq, a predicted model, not a curated record